UCAGCUGUCAAUGAGGAGGAUGUACAACAGGAGGAAAAUAUGGAGAAUCUAGGAGACAAGUACAGUUUCAACAGGCAGUCUGAAGAAGAACUCCCAGAUAUUGAACGGGGGAAUGUAGAAAUCCCAGAGCAGGAGGACUUAGAGUACACUUGUAGAUGGAUUUCAUCAAACACAGACACAGACACAGUCGGGGAUGAGAAAUGUUGGCUGGACUCAGCAGACUCCAAAAAGAAUUUGAAUUUGAACAGAUGGUCUCCAUAUAAGCUCUGCAUGAACCAAAAAGAAGAGGUAGACUCAGGUAAUAACAUUGUCUCUGUUGUAGAAAACAACCUAGAUUUUGUUCAAAAGGCAAAUACGUCUAUUUUCAUCGCUGGAACUCAUCAUUUGAAUUUUUCACAUUUGAGUUCAGUGACAGAAGAGACACCACAGCUUUGUGGGAGUCAUAUAGAAGAUGGGUUUAGCAUAAUUAACAUAGAUGACAAAAACACGUCCCCACUAAAUUCCACAAAUUCUCCCAGUGAUAUUGGAGACCAUGGGGAGGUAGAUUCUCAUUUCAGCUCGGUGGAUUUCCCCAGUCCUCCACUAAGCAUAGACCUUUAUGUGCAAGAUGAAAAACUGGAAAGUCUAGAUGACUCUUUUCCGAGCCCACCGUCGGAGGCACAGGAGUUCAUCAGUCACAUUAGUGUUGAGGAUUUUAUUGCUUGCACUGAUGCAGAGUCAUACGUUUCCUUAGAAAGCAACAUAGGCAUCUCACAGCCACCGGUACAGCACUUCUCACCUGACAGAGGGGGACACAAAGAGAUCUUGGCUCAACUUCCCACAGUGUGUGUAACGAUGCAUGAUGACAACAACCCCACAUUUAACAGUGAAACUCAAAACAAUUAUAAUAACACGAUACAGAAAAACUCCCCAAUGACACCAUCUCCACCACAGCCCCCCCUCAACACUCUCCCAGAAUUAUUGCUUUCCGAGUGGAAAGAUUUGGAUGAAGAACCUCUGGAGGAUUUUGAAAAACUGGAACAAUUAUGCUGCAUAUCUGGGGAUGAAGGGGACGCCCUGGGAGAGUUGUUCCUAGGAAAGCUCAAGAUCCUAGAAUCUUUAAAGAGAACACCUGACCAGAACACCAUGGAUGAUGAAGAGAAAAGUGAGGAAACAUGUGACCCUACUGCUGCUCCUGAUCUAAGCAACCUUGGUUCCAAGCUGAACAUAAUCUCUGACCAGUCUGAUCUGAUGGGGAAGUCCACCUCCUCUAUUAUUCUGGAUUCACAGGAGAAAAGCAAUGACCUGCUGAGAUCUUUGGUUCAGACGUCUGAAGUCAAAGACCAAGGAUCUCUCUCUAAGAUGACCACAAAGAAUGGCCUGAUGAUGCAGGUGUGUGAAGAAAGGCUGCAGUUCUCUCUCAGUGAAAAUGUGAAAACCAAUGUUCUUUGGGGGGAGACCAUUAAAGACACGGUGAUGCUGCGGCCCUGGGGUGAACCAAUCACAGAGAGCAGCGAGCUGGUCAUUGUCACAGAGCAGAGAGAAGAUGAAAGUAAAAAGGAGGAGGAGAGUGUCUUCACGAUUUGUUCUGAUGAGUCUAAAGCUGAGCCUCUGACUGUGAUGAAGCAUCCUGAAGUCUCAGCAUCUCAGAACACUGCAAAUCAAGCAAUGAAAGCUAAAUUAGCUCGUUUGUCUCUCACCCUCCCUCCUCUUGCUUUGACUCUUCCACCCACUGGUAAAGGAUUUAAUAAUGGGCCAAUUGGAAGUCGGCUUAGCAGGCGGAGAGAUCUGUCAUCGGGGGCGGACUCUGAUGAGGAUGAGGAUGAGCUGGAGGAUGAAGGCACACGCAGAGUGAUUGUGGUCACAGAGACCGACGUGGACAAACGUGUCGGUCUGAGGAGUCUCCUGAAAUCACCAAAGGAACCGAUGGACAGAGAAAAAGACAGAGGGCGAAACGUGUCCUUUUUUGAUGAUGUCACUAUCUAUCUUUUUGAUCAGGAAACCCCAACAAACGAGCUGAGCAUGUCAGCAUCCACCAGUCCUACACCAGUGUCUGUCAAAAGCUCCAAGUUGGACUUACAUGGGCCAAACAGCAAAAGCAAGGAAACUAAAAGGAAAGAUGGUUUAGCAUUAAAGCCAAGGUCGACUGUGGGAGCCAAUCCAGUGACAUCAUCACGCUUCACUGUAAGCCCGGCUGAUGAACCCCAUUUGGUGUGAUGUUUGGGUGACAUCACAGGAACUGUGAGAGCAGAACCUUCUUGGAUUUGUCCCGACAACCAGCCAUUGAACCAGAGGCUAUUUUUUUAAUAAAAAGGUACCUGGAAGAAUGAGACUCCCAUUCAAAAAGCUGGACACAUUCCAGGUUUUACCAGCAAGAUGAUUUUGUAUGACCAAGACUGUUUGUGCUCCUGCCUGCCAUUGUUUACAGAGUUUAAUUACAGCCUGCGGCUUCAAGAAAUCUUUGAUAAAGGCAGUAAAUGUUAGGAAGAAAGUGUGAAACGGAAUUCCAGCAGCUAUGCAGUGAGAGUCUUGCUGUGUACCAGCUUAUCUUUGUUCUGUUUUUAAGCCACCCAAAUAUAAUGGGAAUGCACUUUUCAUGUCCAUUCAUCUGUCUAUUUAAUCAGACUGCUGUCAAGCAGUCGCUUCCUGAAAGAAAUGAUCCAAUAAAGUCACUCAGUGAGUCAGUUAUUCAGCCAGUUGUUCUUGUAGACAGGUGUUGGAACAAGUAACUGCUUUUCUCCUCCAGGAAAUGGAAGAAACUCCUUUACAUUUGUACAAAUAUCAUCAUACAAGUGUAUACAUGAUCCUUUUAGACUUGUUUACUUUUAGAUGUAUUCUUAGACUGCACGGGAAUUCAAACAGCUAUAUUUCUCAAGGGUUUUGUUUCCACUAAAAUUUGUCAAAUCUUGUUUAUUUAUUUAUUUAUUUAUUUAUUUAUCAUUUUCUGCACUUGCCUUUUAUUUGUUUGGGAUAGUAUACCUAUCUAGUUUAUUCUAUAAGAUCCCAUAUAAAAGGUAUAAAACAAAAGUAUUUUCCCAAACAUAUUAAUUGCUAAAAAAGUAUUUUGUAUAAUUAUACUUGCUAGUAUAUGCCCUUCUGUAAGGAACUAUGUCUUGUAAUGUUUAAUUAUUUUCCUUAUGUCUAUGAAUCUGAAGCUGUCUCUUUAACCAUGUUUAUUGACAUUAAUGAAGCUCAGCAUGGAAAUGUGCAGCCUUUCAUCAGUAAAUAAUGUGUAUUUGUUACGUUAUGCCAUUUUCUACUUAGAAGAUUCCAUCAUGCAGUCCAGUUUCACAUAGUCUGUUCAGAUUUGUUUAGUCAGAUUAAAUGUUGUUUUCAAACAUGUAUUGUUUAAAAUGGUUUUCAGGGGAUGAUGUAUAAAUGGAAAAUAAAAACUACAAAAAAUUAUGCUGUUGCUGAACUUUUAAAGACAAAAAUCAUAUGGAGUUUAGUAUUUGUCACAGCCAGAGAACAACAUAAAAAACCCCCACCGUAACAACAACAAUAAGGCACAAUGUGAAAUGUAAACCUUUUAAAAUAUGCACAAAUAUAAUAGA
This is a messenger RNA of Cynoglossus semilaevis (tongue sole), 3533 nucleotides long. RefSeq lists its product as uncharacterized. Gene Ontology annotation, molecular function: protein kinase activity. Bases 40 to 2196 code for a protein of 718 amino acids. The record is from RefSeq and is a predicted model, not a curated record. Lineage: Eukaryota; Metazoa; Chordata; Actinopteri; Pleuronectiformes; Cynoglossidae. The transcript has 6 exons. Gene Ontology annotation, biological process: protein phosphorylation.